Molecule: messenger RNA, 1827 nt
Organism: Dendronephthya gigantea
Lineage: Eukaryota; Metazoa; Cnidaria; Anthozoa; Malacalcyonacea; Nephtheidae
Product: acetylcholine receptor subunit alpha-like
Exons: 4
Coding region: 130-1500 (456 amino acids)
Biological process (GO): regulation of membrane potential; monoatomic ion transmembrane transport; signal transduction
Cellular component (GO): synapse; membrane; neuron projection
Molecular function (GO): transmembrane signaling receptor activity; neurotransmitter receptor activity; extracellular ligand-gated monoatomic ion channel activity
Source: RefSeq, a predicted model, not a curated record
ACUUAAAUCGUCGCCUUGUUGUCACUCCUACUUGUGUAACGAUAUUGCUUAUCUGGAGUUAAUCUAAUUUCUUGCAACAGCAAUAUAAGUUAAUUUUAAUAAAAGUUAGAGUGGAGAGUCCGUGGAACAAUGUCGUGUUGCAGCUUUCUCCGAAUGUUAAUUAUGUGUUCCUACAUUGCAUGUUUUUGCCUGUGUUUCGUAACAGUUUCAGGUUUAAAUGAAACAACUGACAGUCAUUUUGAGCAGCAUCAACGUUUACUGGAAUCACUCAUGAAUGACUCGCAUACAAGAAAGGAAAUCCUUCCCGCUGUGGACAACAACAAGCCUGUGAAUGUUGAAAUAGGAUUAAAAAUACGACAAAUAGCAAAUGUGGACGAGAAGAAUCAAGUGAUACGCCUCAUCCUCUGGGUAACCUUGCAAUGGAGAAAUCCAUACCUCAUGUGGGAUCCUGCAGAGUAUGGCGGAAUCGAGAGUGUCCAUGCUGAUCAUGAUCAUUUUUGGGUUCCUGAUCUCGCAGUGUUCAAUGAGGCUGGUUUUGAGGACGAAAUUGUAAUUUUCCACAAGCGUUUACAGACUAAAUUGGUCAUAACAAAAGAUGGUAAUUUUACUUGGAAGGCUCCGGUUACAUUGAACAGUCAUUGCACAAUAGAUGUAGCAGACUUUCCCUUUGACGAACAAAAAUGUUACGUGGCAAUUGGCUCUUGGACUUAUGCAGGACAUAAAAUCAUCAUGACAUACUCCGAUCGCAAUGCAGACACGAGUUAUCUCAUUAAAAGUGGGGAAUGGCGUCUACAAAGUGCAAGUUUAACUCAAAAUUUCAGAUAUUAUACCCCCGACUACACUCCUCAUCCACACAUCACCUUGACAUUGGAAAUUAAACGCCGUUCAUUGUACUAUGUAUUACAAAUAGUGGUUCCGCUAGUACUCAUUUCGUUGUUACCGAUUUUGACUUUUAUUUUGCCACCAGAAAGCGAGGAGAUAACAAGUACAGUGACAACAAUUGUAGUUGCUAUUUCUGUUUACGCGAUUAUCAUAUCCUCAGCAUUACCAGAAACCUCCGAUUCUGUCUCGGUUUUGCAAAUAUACUGUUUAGGGAUUCUUGUAACCGUUGUGGUAACCUCAGUGCACGGAGCUUUGACGUCUAGAUUCGUAAAAUUGACCUCUCCCUUGCCGCAUUGGUUUAAACGUUUCAUUAAUUUUACAAAAAUUUUUACAACGCUCUUCUCGUCCACAUCGAAGCCUUCCCAGAAAUCAGAUGUACAAGGAUCGGCGCACAAUAAAACAGAUGUGGAAUCUCCUAAUCCAAACAGGAAUGAGGACAUCGAAAUGCCGUGUACUAGCGAAGAAAGUUCGCCAACGGAAAACAAUAAUCGUGACACGAAAGUCGAUGAAAAUAACGAAGAAUGGAGAUAUGCAGCAUUAGUUGUUCGUAGAAUUUUCGUAGUACUCUAUAUUGUUUCGCUCCUGGGUUUUAAUAUAUACCUGUUGGCAAAACUGUAAUGCUGUUAAACGAAAGGUGUUCUGGAAGAAAAAUAAAACAGGAACAUAUUUGAGCAAUUUGGAACAAUUAUACAAAUUCUGUUUCUGCAAUCCUUGCCAUCUAUGCAAAGAUUAUUUAUUCAGUAGCGUCUGCAAUCCUCGCCAUCUAUGCAAAUAUUAUUCAGUAGUGAUCAUAUAUAUGAAAAGAUGGUGCUAAAUUGCAUAACUUUUCUUUUUCCCAGAUUCAGUGUUGUACCUUAUGUAGCCACAAAACUUUAGGCAAUUAGGUUUCAGGAUCAAUACUUUAAAAUUCAAUGUUUACAUUAAUAUUUUGUUUUAAUUAUAAUA